Batrachochytrium dendrobatidis JAM81 is the source of this 915-nucleotide messenger RNA. RefSeq names its product protein-histidine N-methyltransferase. Gene Ontology annotation, biological process: peptidyl-histidine methylation, to form tele-methylhistidine. Lineage: Eukaryota; Fungi; Chytridiomycota; Chytridiomycetes; Rhizophydiales. The record is from RefSeq and is a predicted model, not a curated record. Bases 1 to 915 code for a protein of 304 amino acids. The transcript has 3 exons. Gene Ontology annotation, molecular function: protein-L-histidine N-tele-methyltransferase activity.
AUGUCAUUUCAGUUUGAUUUUGGAGAUGUUAGUACUGGACAAAAACCUUCUGCAGCAUUGCAUGAAUCAAAGCCAAGGAAUGCACUUUCAGCAAAACUAUUAACUAUUCAGUCCACAGCUCAGCCAGAGCAUGUUUUUGGAGAAUUAGUUCAAUGCUCGCCAUCAACCACCCUGUUUAGAAGAAGCGUAUCUGACGUCAAGUUUCAAAUCGCAUCUACUGAAACACUGACUGGAGAGGCCAGUAACGAGCUAGUUGAGAGUAUUGAACAGCAAAGCGAUCUAAUUAGUGGUGUUUACGAAGGAGGACUCAAAACAUGGGAAUGUUCAAUUGACUUGGUUGCCUAUCUAGAACUGACUUACGGAUCUUCAUCUAUGCACGGACUUCAAGUACUAGAGCUUGGAUGUGGAUCAGCUCUUCCUGGGAUUUACUGUUUAAAACUCGGUGCACAUGUGGAUUUUCAAGAUUAUAACGAGCCUGUGUUACGCAUGGUUACUAUUCCCAAUAUUCUGCUAAAUACCAUUUGUCAACCUGUGCAAAAUGAUAUUUCUGAAGGAUCGUUUGAAACAGAGGUUGUUUGCGAUCAGUAUAUUGCACAGCUAAACUUUUAUUCGGGAGACUGGAAGAGUAUGCUGAAUUUAUUGGAAGCUAGCCCUCCAAUAAGGCAAUAUGAUGUUAUCUUGACCUCGGAAACUAUUUACGAAGCACAAUGCCAAGCGGAUCUAUUCAAAUUGAUCAAAGCUGUGGUCAAGCCAGGUGGCAUUGUACUGGUGGCUUCCAAAUCAGUAUAUUUUGGAUGCUCUGGGUCUCUCAACGAUUUUCGUCGUUUGGUCAUAAGCGAUGGGUCUUGCCAAAUCAGCACAGUCUUUAUCAAUUCGCAAACUGUGCGAAGAGAAAUCACACAAUUGUCGUUUUGA